UUUUUCAACAUCAUUAAUAUUCAUUUCAGAACAAAAAGCCAAUUAUUGCUCUCCAAUUCUCUAUAUUUAUUUCUCUUUCUUUCUUUCAUUAAUUCUAGAUUUUUGGUUUUUCUCAUGGCAAAGCCAGGAAACAAGAUCAUACAAGCCAAACUGGUUCUUCUUGGGGACAUGGGAACUGGAAAAACCAGUUUGGUAUUAAGAUUUGUGAAAGGCCAGUUCUUUAAUCAUCAAGAACCAACUAUAGGGGCAGCUUUUUUUACCCAAAUAUUGUCGUUGACUGAAGCCACAGUGAAAUUUGAUAUAUGGGACACAGCAGGACAAGAACGUUAUCAUAGCUUAGCUCCAAUGUACUAUCGUGGGGCAGCUGCUGCAGUUGUUGUCUAUGACAUUUCAACUAAGGAUACGUUUGUUAGAGCCAAGAAAUGGGUUGAAGAAUUGCAAAGACAAGGGAACUUGAGUAUGGUGAUGGCAUUGGUGGCAAACAAAUCUGAUUUGGAGUCUAAUAGAGAGGUUGAUGCAGAGGAGGGUGAAGAAUUUGCUCAAGAAAAUGGGAUGUUUUAUAUGGAAACAUCAGCAAGAACUGCUGAUAACAUAAAUGAACUGUUCUAUGAAAUAGAUAGCUUCGGAAAUGUGCAUAACCAUUUGCAACGACAUUGAGAUCGUCAAGGCUGAAGUUGUAGCGCUUUUCCAUUGCUAAGUAAAGCACCUGAUAAACAAAAUGAUUCCCAUUAAUGAUACUAUUCUUACUAAUAUAUUUGCAGGUCUUACUAUGGACCAUUUUAAUGUUAUUGUAUUGUACCUUUUCUGAUCCUAUAGACAUUAAUCUUUCUACUGUACUGAAAAAUGCAUCGGUCAGUUCAUCGCUGUAUAUGACAUCCGCAGCUAGAAGUAUAGAAGCUCCCUGUGCUUCUUCAACUUCUGAGGAGGUCCAUAAAUGCCUAAACAAUCCAUCAAAUGAAACAGCACAUGUUUCCCACAUUAACAAUAAUAAGAAAUAGUACUAAGAAUGAAAAACAAUGUGUGAACCUUAGUUCUAAUUUCUAAAGCAGGGAAAGGGGAAAACAAAAAAGAUGUGCUACCGAUUAGAAGUAGGCGAGUCUUGGAGGCCUAUUUGAGGAGGCCAGGAGUUCAUCCAAUCAAGUUCACGAACAUGAAUGAUAGCUCGACAAUUAAUUGAUUCAGUAUUAAGGUCGACAUUCUUAGCACAGUUGUUGAGGAUCUUUUCACCAUGGUCUGUCACCAAUCCAAGAAAAUAACAUUUUGCUUACAAAAUAUUGUUUUACUACAUUGGUUUCCUUCAUUGAAAACACAAUCAUCUGAUGAAAUCACAAAUGGAUCAUUGUACUCAA
Messenger RNA from Cannabis sativa, 1349 nucleotides. RefSeq names its product ras-related protein RHN1. The transcript has 7 exons. Gene Ontology annotation, molecular function: GTPase activity; GTP binding. The record is from RefSeq and is a predicted model, not a curated record. Bases 115 to 657 code for a protein of 180 amino acids. NCBI's taxonomy places the organism in Eukaryota, Viridiplantae, Streptophyta, Magnoliopsida, Rosales, Cannabaceae.